This is a messenger RNA of Drepanopeziza brunnea f. sp. 'multigermtubi' MB_m1, 1188 nucleotides long. RefSeq lists its product as uncharacterized. Gene Ontology annotation, biological process: DNA repair; DNA-templated DNA replication. Lineage: Eukaryota; Fungi; Ascomycota; Leotiomycetes; Helotiales; Drepanopezizaceae. The record is from RefSeq and is a predicted model, not a curated record. Gene Ontology annotation, molecular function: ATP hydrolysis activity; ATP binding; DNA clamp loader activity. Gene Ontology annotation, cellular component: nucleus; DNA replication factor C complex; Rad17 RFC-like complex.
AUGUCUGACUACGAAGAUGAUGAUAUGGACGUUGAUGCGCCCGCGGCGCAAGACACUGUAAUGUUCAGUUCUGACAACACCAAUUCCAAGGGCAAGAGGAGCGCAGCAAACCUCCCCGUUGAAGCAGAAGACAGUCUGCCAUGGGUUGAAAAAUAUCGCCCAGACACCCUCGAAGACGUCUCCGGCCACCAAGACAUCCUCGCCACAAUCACCAAAUUCGUUGACACAAACAGGCUUCCUCAUCUCCUCCUCUACGGCCCUCCGGGAACGGGAAAGACAUCCACAAUUCUUGCCCUCGCCCGCCAGAUCUACGGCUCCAAGAACAUGCGCCAGAUGGUGCUCGAACUCAACGCCUCGGACGACCGCGGCAUCGACGUAGUCCGCGAGCAGAUCAAGACGUUUGCCAGCACGAAGCAGAUCUUCACCAUGAACAAGACGUCCACGUCUGCCUCGAUGCCCACGUACAAGCUGAUCAUCCUGGACGAGGCUGAUGCCAUGACCUCCACAGCCCAGAUGGCAUUAAGACGGAUCAUGGAGAAAUAUACGGCGAACACACGUUUCUGCAUCAUUGCGAAUUAUACGCACAAGCUCAGUCCGGCGCUGCUCAGUCGCUGUACACGGUUCAGGUUCAGUCCGUUGAAGGAGGCGGAUAUUCGGGUUUUGGUGGACAAGGUUAUCACGGAGGAGAAUGUGCAGAUCAAUGAGUCGGCGACAGAUGCGCUGGUGAAGUUGAGUAAGGGAGAUAUGAGAAGGGCAUUGAAUGUGUUGCAGGCAUGUCAUGCAAGCAGUACACCCCUCCACAUCAAAGGCACGCCCAAAAUCGCCGAGAAGGACAUCAAGCGCGACCUCAUCACGGAAACCACUAUCUAUGAAUGCAUCGCCUCUCCGCACCCAGAAGACAUCUCCAAGAUCCUCAACACCUUGCUCAAGACUCCCGACGUCACGACGUGCCUGACGAUGAUCAAUGCCUUAAAAGCCAGCCAAGGUCUGGCGUUGGCGGACAUCAUUACAGCCUUGAGCGAAGAGCUGACCAAGCUGGAUGUUCCGGCGCCGGUGAUGAUUACGUGGCUGGAUGGCUUGGCAGAGGUCGAGUAUAGGUUGAGUGGAGGAGGGGGGGAGGUCGUGCAGACAGGCGCUGUAGUGGGCGUUGUGAGGAACGGGGCGGAGCUCAUGGUCGGAGGUAAAUGA